This is a messenger RNA of Podarcis lilfordi (Lilford's wall lizard), 11258 nucleotides long. The record is from the annotation of a GenBank genome assembly. Lineage: Eukaryota; Metazoa; Chordata; Lepidosauria; Squamata; Lacertidae.
AUGGCUGGUGAGUAUGAGCAGUCAGCAAACUUCUGGCUUGACAAUUUAAGGAAGCAGGGCUUGAGGUAGGUGGGUGGGUGUGAAGACUUAGAGGGGUCAAUGGAAAACCCAGAAAAUAGGAGGUCUGGGUUCUCUUACAGGCUUCUUUUCAGAAAUGGAGGCUCUAGAGAUCUCUGCAGCCAAGUUCCACCAGUUGAAAAGAAAAUAUACCAGAGAGCCUAUUGGACAACAGAGGGAACCCCCUAUAUCACUUUAUACAUAGCAUUUUAAUGCUCUAACUCAUCUCAUUACGCUCACCAUUUGAGUGAAUGCAUGCAUCUAUAGGUGCAGAAGUGAUCAGAAUUGUGGCUAUUCUGCAUGAAUAAAUUCAGAGUAAGAAGGGUAACACCUUGCUAAUGUAGCACCAGCUUACAAAAGUUCCUCAUGUGUGCAUAGGGAGCUUGAGGCCAUGAAGAGGGAAGGCAGACUGCACAAGCCCCCUCUCAUGACACCCCCAAUUACUAACAGCUCUGUAUGCUAAGCAGUAGGGAUGGGAUUCAGAAUCACUGAUUGAUGUGAGUUUUUUCACAAUUUCCUUUGGCAAACUUGAUUCCUUCCACAAAAUGGUUCAUAAAACCCCUCGGUGCAGCCAUCUCCUUGACCAUUGACCAUGCUGACCAGGACAGACAAGGUUUCCCAUCAAAUCUGAUAGUAGCUGGAGUGCUUGUGUGUCUUAUUAUCACUUGAUUAAGCAUGUAAGUAUGUUUCUGUGUUCAUUUGGGCAUGUCAUACUAUGUCCAGAAGAACAUAUAAGUCAAUGGGCUUGCCAUGACUUACAAGGACAUUUCCAAGUCAAAGUAUGGUUUGCAUUCAUGACUUUUUAAGAAUGAUACUUGCUUAAUAUAAAAAGAAGCAUUAACAAAAUAUUCAGUAACAUCCACCUUUUAAAUAAAAACAUGAACUCUUUCCUUACCUGUCUCCUAGCUCACCUCUGUCCAUUUAUCUAGAAAAAAAGUGGCAGAACUCUGCAUGAACACCUCCCUUGUUCUCUUAUAGUGGCAAUGGUGCCCCCCUGACAGGUGCGAGAACUGAGUCUGGUGAGUUCCGGCUGAAAAAGUCCCAGUUUCACUUUGUCAUCAUGCAAUGGAGAGAGGAGAGCUAGGAGACCUAUAAGAAACAUAACAAUGAAUCUUCAUAGCUCUGUUGACACCUAAACGAAACAGGAUGGUCCUGGGGAGGACUGCUAUAGAGGAACUGCACUUAGUCCCAUUCAUAGCUUGUUGUUAGUGGCUCCAUUUUCCUCCUGAUGUUUUUGCAGGUUUGGUAAACACUGAUUGGAAACUGAGAGAAAACACCAUCAAACACCGUACUGAUGAAUAUCCCGGCAAGGAACUGGUUGUGCGACGAGGACAAGCCUUUUUGAUCUCUCUGACAUCCAGAGGAGCAUUGCCAGCUGCAGACAAACUAACAUUUACUGUAGAAACAGGUAAACACUUUAUCUUCCCCUGUCCUCUCAAAAGGGAAAACAGUCCCUCAUCUGUAGAGUGGAACUAACCAAGCUUCACUCAUAUAGUCUUUCUCCAGCCUUCCCCACAAAACCUGCAGUAGGCUCUGUGCUGCACAAAUCCACAGAAAUGUGUAGCGUGACUAGGUAAGUCCUCUGAUCUCCUUGCAAAGAGGGCAUCUAUCUUGACACACCAAUCCAUCUUGAUGGUGCGUGGAUUUCUCAAAAUAUGAAGUCAACAUACAGAGAAGCCACCUCUUCCUCCUCUUACCUUUUCUUUCCAGGGUCAACCUGUGCUCUACAGGCAGAGACACGAGUGGCAUUUGGCAUCACUAGCACACCAAGCAGAAGAUCUUGGAGCGCAGUACAGACCUCUGCUGGUUAUGGCUCCCUGAGUGUCUCCAUUUUGAGCCCAGUGGAUGCUGCCAUUGGACGCUACCAGCUCAGCAUCAAGACAGACACCAGCAGAAGCACACUCCCCUCCAGCCUUGGCACUUUUGUGUUGCUGUUUAACCCCUGGAUGCCAGGUACAAAACAUGUUCCCUAAGUCAGUGCUAGCCUAGCAGUUCAAAACCUGAUCUCUUCCAGGUCCACUUGUAGGCUUUUGCAUGAUUGGUGGUAGACAUAAUCACUGUGUUGUAUGUGUAGAAAGGUUAGAGAUAGGAGAGCACUGGCAUGAUGCCGCACUGGUCUACCUGGACAAAGAGAAGUGCUAUCACAGUACCUGCUUGUCAUUCAUCUUUCAGAGGAUGAUGUGUUCAUGGCUAAUGAGGCAGAGCGCAAAGAAUAUGUCCUCUCAGAGUUUGGUGUCAUCUUUUGCAACAAUGGAAAGACUUUACUGCCAUGGAAUUAUGGCCAGGUAAAUAUAACGUGGAGGGAUUUCAAACUAGGGAUGGAGAAGAGUUUGAGCAAUGAUUAGGAGGCUGGAGGGAUUUGCAAAGAAGCUGACCCACUGAGAAAUCCCCAAACCUUUUUGAAGUGAGUUCCACCAAUCAAUGGGGAGGAAAUGAAUUUAAUGCAAACCGACCUAAUUUGUACUUACCAAACCAAAAUGUAACUAACCUUCAUAACUGGCAUAUCUCUGAAUUUUGUGAUGCAAUUCUCUAACUAAAAAAAAUCUAUACCAAAAGGCAUACAUUGGGGAACAUGUGUGCAAAGGUGCAUAUAUUGCAUGGUCAGGCACCACAGCUCCUACCACCCCAACCAGAGAGAAAUAACCAGUCAAAACACAUACUUUUGGGGUCAAAUGAGACCACAACAUUAUUGAUGACUGAUGUACAGAUUUUGGCGUAGGCACUGGGAAUGGCCUGAAUGACCAGCUCACCUGAUGGAAGCAUAUCCUCGGGAUGGUCCUAUGACUUACAUAAAAUGGGUAUCCCCCCACCCAGAUUGCCACCUUCAGGACAGCUAUGGCCCUAGCCUCUAACGGGGCAUUGGACAUCUGAAAAUCAUUUUAUAGAACUAAAACUUGGGAAACUGGCAGAUGAAAGGGUUGCAGAUGAUGAAGAAGUUCCCUGGGCUGGAUCUUAACAGACUUUGGAUAAUUCUCUGGAAAAGCUUGAGAUUUCUCUGAGAAUAUGUCACAUGGAAGGAAGUAAGUUUGGAAUCAGUAUUGGCAGCUGCCACCCAUCAAACCCAUUUCACUUGGGGACACUGGAAUUCCUGGCACUCCAGUAUUCUUAGAAAGCUCUCUCUGUGCUAAUAAUUUGAUGGUGGUGGUGCAUUUCACUCACUUGUCGAAUAUUUUCUUCUGUGGACAGUUUCAAUAUGGCAUUCUGGAUAUCUGCCUUUCUAUGCUGGACAUGGGCUUAAAAUACCACAAGGACUCAACUGCUGGUGUGAGCCAACUAAGUGACCCCAUACAUAUUGGGCGAGUGCUCAGCGCUAUGGUAAGGAAAGACUUACAAUUUUCACUCUUAACACAAAUACAGUAGGCAAGUGUUUCUGUGGAGCAGCCUUUGCUAACAUGGUGGUUUCCAGCUGCUUUGGAUUACGACUUUCAUUACCUCUAGCUGCUCAUUAGGAUUUAUGGGAGCUGUAUUCCAAAACAGCUGGAGGGCACCAGGUUGGCAAAGGCUUCUGUAGAGCCACAAGAGUGACUCCCACCUUCCUUCAUGCAGGUGCACAUUUUUUUGGUGGUGGCAAAAUGCUGGUAAUAUGUGACAUCCCUAAACAGAGACUGGAUUCUGCACAGCAUAUGAAGAGCAGCAGUGUGUUGAUUGCACAAUAAAUGCGCAAAUAUUUUGACUUUUUUCCAGAUCAACUGCAAUGAUGGAGACAGAGGAGUGUUGUUUGGAUGCUGGAAGGCUUGCCGUGAUGGGAAAGACCCAGGAAGCUGGUCAGGAAGUGUGGAGAUAUUGAGGCAAUGGGAAAGCUCUGGAUUUGAACCUGUCCGGUAUGGGCAAUGCUGGGUCUUUGCAGGAGUUCUGACUACGGGUAUGUCUCCUUGGAACCUUCUGUGACAUUGCCCUUCCAGACAUGGCGCUGGGAUGAGGAAUGUGCUCAAGCACCAGGAACUACAUUGUGCUAUAGUGGAAGGCAGUGUGAGAUUUUUGCAAGUACUGCUGCAGCUGGUUAACAGCCCAACUAAAGGAGGUCAAUGUGCAUCACUGGAAAGCAUGGGUGGCUGGAUAAAUGCAAAGGGAAUCAUAGAACUCAUUUUAAAAUGCAUGCCCUGCACAACAUGUUCAAAGUGCCCAGGGAAUAAAAGAAUCACAGUCUCCCCUAAUUGCUCCCUGGACUGACCCAGAGAGCCAGUCCAGGGAACAAACAUGAGGGAGUGGAUGGAAGAGAAAGGGGAAGCCCCUAUGCUGCUGGUAGAAGUGUAGCAUUUGGGAAGACUACCUAGGGCUGGCCCAAUAUAUUCUGGCACCUGAGGUGAACCACAAAAUGGUGCCUUCCCCCUCCUCCGACUGCCGCUGCCAGGGAAGAAGUGUGAGUGAAAAUCUACAUUGGAAAAAGCAGGGGAAAUUAACAAUAUCCAAUGAUUGAAGUUGGAAUCAAAGCCUGUUGUUGGGAGGAGAGACCCACUCUGGUCCAGAGCCCAGCAAACACCAGAGGGCAGUGGGAGGAAACCAGCAGCACCUCCUCUUCACUGAGAGGCUAUUGUAGAGGCAUCAUUGGGAAUGGGCUGCUGAGAAGGCAGGGUAUAUGGCCUCCAAAGAGUGCACUGCAAUAACUGCUGCCUCUGCAGCAGCAGCAGAGGGUGAUGCAGGCCAGAUCUGCUGCCCCUGUGGAUCUUGCCGUCUGAGGCAGUCACCUCACCUUACCUCAUAGGUGGGCUGGCCCUGACCUAUUAAGCCAUACUUCCAGCUGCCCUUGAUCUGCAGGAGGGAAGAUGCAUCUGUCGCAGCUUAAGAGGUACAGUUGCAGCCAUUGACAUGUUCCAGCCAACACAGUGUUGUUGCUUAGAUUUCCCAGGUUCCUAGCAAGGCCAAGGAGCUGUCCAGCAGCAUAAGUAGCUGAUCUCUUGCCAGGCUGCUGAAGCAGUAAGUGAAAAGUCCAGCCCAUAAGCAGAAUUAUCACACAAGACAAGGAGCUAGGCAGCAGGAUGUGCUGGGCAGAUGGACGAGCUAUUAGCCAUGAUGGAUAUUAUGCCGUGCCUCCAUGGAUAAAGGCAGCAAUGGUUUUAAAUACAAUUUGCCUGGAAACUGCAGGUGGGGAGAGUGUUCUUGUAGUCAGCACCAGCUUGUGGGUUUCCCACAGGCAUCUGGUCAACCACUGUGAGAACAGGAUGCUGUACUAGAUGGGCCACUGGCCUGAUCUGGCAGGCUCUUCUUAUGUUCUUAUGCACUAGAAACAGACAGGUGACAAGUGGAAGGUUCUAUAGUUGACCCUGUUGGCCCAGAAUUUCUGGGAACAUCUAGAGAGUACUUUGGCAUAUGGUUCUUCCUCCUUAGUAGGACUCAGAGCCCCUUGUGCUGUCAUGGGCCACAUAGGCCAGUCAGCCAGGCAAUUCAUUCCAUGCUGCUGCCUGGCAAUGUGACAUUUGAUCCAAGGAGCCAACAAAGGGUAUCUUAGAAAGAAGUGCUGGCUAAAGAGCAUAGUAAGGAACAAUGUUGCUGAAUACCAGUGAGUCCCAUUAUUUCCAUAUUCUCUCUCUCUCCUUUUUGUAGUCCUCCGGUGCAUAGGAAUUCCCACUCGCAUCAUUUCCAACUUCAGUUCUGGCUGUGACAAAAAUGAAAAUCUGAUUCUGGAACCAUCAGAGAGUACCUGGUAAAUCAGCCUUCUUUUCAUCCACCACAAUACAUCUAGGGCUCCUAUACACCAGCAUCUGUAGACGAAACCAGAGAUGGAAACUGAGGCACAACAGCUGUAGGAGAAAACCAGACAUCUUUGUCCUUUGCCCCCACUUCUCUGCCACACUUGGCAGGAUCUGUGACCUUCCCUACAUCCAGACAUGCAAAACAUCUCCUUGCAGUGACUAAUAAUUCCUUACUUUCUGUGAUAGAAGGCCCAGUUACAGCUAGCUAAAAGGAGGGAGAAAACAGCACUUUGAGAGGGGGAAAGAGAAGAGUUUUGUGCCUGAUGUCCAGCUGUAUAAGAGUGUGGCCUCUUAGCUGUGUAAAAUCCACCCCAAGGGAAUAUUUACAGCCAAAAAGGCAGUCUCUGAGCUGGGGGUAGGGGUGGGGAGGUUAGAUUGAAAGACAGUGGUUAUUGUCUUUUAAGGGUAUACUGACAUAAGAGAACUGGGAAGCUGUGUGGGAACGCUCUACUUAAGUCCCAAUUCAUUAGGGUGGGGAUGUAUAUUCUAGGAAGAGAAGAAGAAUCCCAAACCGUUUAGAAGGUCUGAUAUACAGAGUCUACUACAGGAGCCUCAGGAGUGAAAUUUCUAAAGGUGGAGGACCUGAAACACAACAGGACCAAAAGAAUCAGCCUGUUUUAAUACCCACAAGUUAUCGAAGUCUAAGUUAUAACACCUUAUGUGUUAGAUGUAAAUUUGCUAUCUUAUUGAAAAGCCUGAGACAUCUGCUGAGUUCAGCAUAUAUAAUUUGCUAAUUCUUUGAAGUUUUCCAACUUCUGAAACAUUCUUGUUCAUCAUUCUUGUUGUGAAAUAGACCCUUUUUCUGCUUAACCUCAUAAGUGCCAGAGUUUUCUUUUUGGAAAAAAAUAGUCAGAAGGAGAGGGGCACGCCUCAUCUCCCUGGACAGCUCACCCUCCAUGCUCUGCAUUAUUCAGAUACAGAGGUAGUGACCCACUGUACCAUUCUGUUCCAGCAGCACCAGACAGUACUUGCUCAGUCACAGGAUGCUCUGAGGUGUGAGCUUCCCAAAGCCAUUUGUGUCACACUGAUGCUAUUUUGCCUCUUUCUGAUGCAAAACACUUUGAGCGUGAUAUAUAUAAAAUGAACAGCUUCCACCAUGGCUGCUGUUGGAAGCAGAUUGUUAGUUUAGGUAGACUCACCUUGGUCUAAUUCAGCUGCAAGGCUCCUUCUUUGUUUUCCUCCUAUGCUCUCAACAUUCAUUCACCCCCAGAAAAUCUUGUCACCAUGGGUCAGUUGCGUCAAACACAGCAUGGCCUGCUAACUACAACAAAAACAAGCAGACUUAGGGCUCCCGGGUGCUCCUGGAAAUCAGCUCCACUCACCUCUGAAAGCAGCUGACCCUAAGAUUUGGGGCAUCGUUGCAAACCUGCACAUCAGAUUUAUUUACUCUUGGCUGCAGGAACUACCAUGUGUGGAAUGAAUGCUGGUUUGCUCGACCUGACCUUGGCUGCAUGUACAAUGGGUGGCAAGUUCUGGACGCAACUCCACAAGGUCGAAGUACUACAGGUACAAAAGUUGACUGCUGGGGGAGUUGGUUGUGUUCAGAUCUCUGUUCAGCUUCUCGCCAUGCUAUUGCUGUAUGAUAGAAAUGCCCAGAUUCUGUCAUGCCCCCUCCAUAUUCAGAGGCAGUAUGAGCCCUCAGCACCAGUUGCUGAAAUAUAAAAUGAAUGGGGGAAAGCUGUUGUUUAGAGAUAUACUUCCCCCAAAUGUGGAGGCUUCAUUGAGCUAUCAUUGCCCAUAACCACUGACAGACUCACUCUCCAUGAUUUUGUGUAGUCCUUUUCUGAGCAAUUUAAGCUAGCAGUCCUCACCACAAAUCCCAUGGGUUCACCGUGCAGCAUGUAAUGUCACACUUGUCUUAUUUAAAACAACCUAUUUUGUCCCCAGGAUAUACAGUAGUUCUGCCUGAUCAUUUUUGCACAAACUGCAGAUGCAGACUUUUUCUCUUUUCCUUAACUCUCCAGAGAAAGUAGAGUGUGGUCCAGCUUCAGUGAAGGCCAUCAAGGAAGGAGAUGUGGACCUGCCAUAUGACACUGCAUUCGUCUUUUCAGAGGUCAAUGCUGACAUCGAGGGCUCAUUGGACACCAAGUCCAUUGGGCAAAACAUAAGCACAAAGGCUGUGGGCAGCAAUGAUCGCCUGGAUGUCACUGAUAAUUAUAAAUACAAAGAAGGUAAUGCAAAAGAGCUUCCUCUACAAAUAGGUGGAAAUGUUUGGAGAUGAUUGGGUCUCUGCUAUGACACUGGCCUGUAUUCAAUUUAGGAAUAAGCAGAUCAUUACGUAAACUCCCCCCUCCCCUGCCCUCUAAAUCUGUUUACCAACCCCUACUCAGAGUAGACCCCAUUGUGCUAAAACUAGCAUUUGUCUUUGCACAAGUAUUUAGCUGAAUAUCACCUUUUUACAGUCAAUGGCCACUUAACCCAUGGUGGCAGCAACCACGCUUUUUCAUGCCUGCAGCUAAGAAUGGUCUACAUAUAUUGUCAGAGCAGGCACAGAUGCUAGGCAUAAGGAAACCAAAAUACACAGACCCAGAGGCAGUUCAAAUGCAUUUUCAGGCACCUUGGUUUUUGUCCAAGUAAGUGGUUGGCUGGGGCAGUGAAGACAAAAUGGAUGGCAUCUUCUCUCUAAAUCUGCACUCCAGGCACAGCUAAUUGUAUCUGAAUCCAUGUGCAACAUCCAAGCUAGACCUAGGUCAGUAGUCAACUAGCCAGUGAACCCUACAUACUCCAACCAUGCUCUGUGUUAGAACUUGCACUGCUGUGACAUUUGAGUAGUUAAAGUGGUCUCUAGCCUAGGGAAAGCCAGAGAGAGAAGGCUGAUGAGCUUCAUGCAAUGCACUCUUGAUCCCAGGGGCUGCUAAUGAACUUGCAUCAUUUGAGUCAGAGGGCCCUGUCAAAUUUCGCCAUCCUAUUCUUACUUUUUCAGGCUCUGUCAAGGAAAGGGAAGUAUUUGCAAAGGCUUGUGCCAAACUAAAUCUGAAAACAAGCCGCUCUGAGUCUGCCAGAAGCCUGAGAGAAGCUGCAAAGCCCAGUGUCUUAGGGAAAAUCAAGGUGAAGAGCCCACUGGAGAUUGGCAAGGAUGUCCACUUGGUCUUGAGGCUGACAAACCUUGGCUCUACAACUGAGUACCUAACACCCAAUAUGGCCGCUUGGUCAAUUAACAACACUGGGAAACCCAUUCAUGAGAUCUGGAAAGCCUCCAUCUUGGUGACCCUUGGCCCCAAAGAAGGUAAGUUUUUUCAUGGGUUUCUUCAUAACCAGGUAUGAGUUAAGCCAGAUAAUGUGGGCAAGGAGGGAGGAUCAUUUGGCACCUCAACCAGAUGAGGGGACUACUGAAGUUGAACACACAUCAUUGAUAAAACCUGGUGAAAUGAAUCCUAAAUGGUCCAUCCUUGUUAACUGAUGUGAGGGACAGAAGACUCCAAAUUACCUGUUGCACCCUGGCAGGAGAUAGUAGACAUGGAUACAUUGCAUGUUAUGUGCCUCUGGAAAAUCAAAUCACAGAGUUAUAUCAAACUAAGUUACACAUUGAAAUUAAUGGAUUUAAGUAAGUCAUACCCAUUAAUUUCAGUAGGUCUAUUCUGAGCACACCAAACAUGAAUAUAAUCUACAGCAGGCAUGUCCAACUUCCAAGAGACUGCGAUCUACUCCCACUACCACGGACCCCCCCCAAUUGUCCAGUAGAUCCCAAUCGACCUGUUGGACAUCCCUGAUCUACAGGAAAUAAGUUUACCAUCCCCCAAGUGCUGUUGAACCAAACACUACUUGGCAAUGAUGGCUUCUUCCCUUGGGUUGUUCCAUCCCAGGUGGUCUUCUAGUCAGCCUUUGACCAGCAAAGUGGCUGCCUCAUGCCUCACCAGAGUGCAGUGAUGGACAGUUCCUGCUUUCUCACAUUCUGGGAAUACAGGGAAUUGCCUGUGUGAUGACAUCAGUGCACGCCUGCCUCCUUUCCACUUGCUCCAUCCCAAGCAAGAAACAGGAAAUGAUGGAGAAAGGCAUUGCUUUUUCAGCCAUUGGCAACUGAGGGAGGGAUGCAAAGUUUUUAUGAUUCUUCUAUCCCUCGCCAUCCCCCUUCCAGCUAGGACAGAAUUACAACAAAGUGGGCCCCAAAGGGGGAGCCCCGCCUUGGGAACAUUCUGGUCAUUCUUCAUCAGAGCAACAUAAGGAGGGUUCUCUUAAAUAAGGAACAACCAUCUGCCAGGCUUGUGCAACCACACCUCAUAGUGAUUUCCCCCCCUCCCCCAGAAAAAGAAUUCCCUAUCAAUAUUUCAUAUGCUGAGUACAAGCAGUACCUGCUGAUAGACAACCUGAUUAAAGUCGCAGCUUCGUGGUCAAAAAAAGAGGGGGGAAAUGUGAACAGAGUCAUAAUCCUCGAGAAACCCAGCGUCGCAAUAAAGGUAAACCCUUAGCCAUUAUGAGCUGCCAUUAUGAGCUGAUUCCCUUGUGUCUGCCUAGGGUUAAGGCAGGCUCAAAUGUCAUACAUAAAAACACCCCAAGAAUCACUGCACUUCUCUACCUGCAACUCUGAGUGCAGGCAGACAGAGGAACCAGCAAGAGGAGGUGGUUCCCAGGGAAAGGAGGAGGAGGGAGCUGUGUCUCUAUGGACCUAUCAUUUUGAACCUGGGUCAGGGUAGCCUUAGGAAGGGUUGCCAGCAAUUCUUCUGUUCAACUUUGUUCUGAGCAGGUGCUGGGAGAGGCAAAAGUGGGCAAGGAAGUGAAGGUGGCAGUGACCAUUGACAACUGUUUUGAUGAGGAGCUGAAGGAUGGUGUGCUGAAGGCGGAGGGUAGUGGCUUACUGGAAAAAACCUUCAAGAAAAAGUAAGUAUAAAAAAAGGGGGGGAAAGAAAAAGUAAGUAUGUGGGGCGUCUGGGCAAGUGUGGUGGCUCUGCACAGGGUACCACCUUCCCUUCUGACUGGGUCACAGAUAGAGAAUGGAGGGGCAACAUCUCAAACAAGACAUUCUCCCCUUUGUGGCCUUGUUGUUUUGCUUUCCAAUUAUCCAUCUGCACUUGCAGAGCAAGCAAAGUCUGCACUCCAGUGUGGAGAGCUGCAGCAACCAGUAUGGAAACAGGCCUCUAGAACAGCAUUCAGUUUGCCCAGCUUGUGAUACUUGUGAUUGAUUGAGUUAAUAAAAUGAUGUUCUGCCUAACUAUCAAACAGUCUCCAUGGGAGCUUUUCGACACAUGUAAAAUACUGCCCACGGCCAGCCUUAACAGACCAUCCUAAGGCAUGCACUGUGCUGGCAAUCUUCCCAGGCCCAGGCUGACUUUGCUCCUUUGCUCCUUAUCCACAGUAUACCACCACUGAAUCCCCAGGACAGCUAUCAAGUCCAGUUUAAGUUCUUUCCCAGAAAAAGUGGGACCAAGUAUCUGCUUGUCAACUUCUCCUGUAACAAAUUUAAAGACAGCGUAACCUAUCAGGACAUUAAUGUGGUCGACUGAUUCAAAGCCCUGAAUUUGGCCAGCCAGGUCACACAUGGAGGAGGUAUGCAGUGAAUGAGUCCUGGGAUGCAGG